AUGCAAGAAUCCGAAGCCCUCGAGCAGCAUCUCCAAUCCCGGAAGAGUAGCCCACAAAAGCAAAAUCAAUCUCGGCAGAUCAAUGGUAGUAUCCACCGGAGAAGCACUAAUGCGUGUCGUUACUGCAAACGAAGGAAGAUAAAAUGCCAUUACAACAUCGAGAACAUGAACGGUAAAUGCGUCGCUUGUUCCAAGUCAUCUGCAGAAUGCCACUUCGAUGUUCCCCCAGACGGUGUAUUGAGACGCGAUGCAUAUGUCGCAACGCUUGAAUCACGGAUUAGAAAUCUUGAAAAGCAGCUACAAGCAAGCCGAUCCCAGCAACCCACAUCGACCACUGGCAUUUGUCUUACUCCUGAGACGAUUAUUCCUGAGCCUCGGACUCAUGGAAGUGAUGCCUCCACUUUAAUGUCGCAGGAUCGACCGGGAAUCCUUCAAAAUGACCAGCUCUCUGCGAAUGGGAGCGUUUCACAAUACAAUGGGUACCCAGGUAUGGCACAAGGCCAAUCUUUGAAACCUCCGGAACAAGUGCCUGGGGCUCUAUUUGGGACCAGAAAUGAUACGCAGGUGUCAGGUUCAGAUGUCACCAUCCUUGAGAUGGUCUAUGGACGCACAUUUGUCCCGGAGACAGCAACCGAGUCUCUCCCUGUGUUACCCUCGAGCAACGGUGCCAGGAAACUUGUUGAUGCAGCAUACUUUUAUACCCAAGCUCGAUACUGCAUCGUUGACUGGAAUCAAAUUAGUGUAUGGCAUCGACAAAGAGACACAAUUGCAUAUGUUUCUUCUCAAGAUUCGAUAAAAUCACAAACUGGGGCCUUUUUCAUCUGGAUAAUAUAUGCUAUUGGAGCCCGGUUGAUCCCGGACCCCGAAAAUUCAACAGAGGCAUAUUUUGCUCGCGCGCGGACUUAUCUCCCGGCCGUAAUGUCUCUACAGGACAUGGCGACAGUGCAAGCUCUGCUCUGUCUUGUGCAGUAUUACUUCAGAGCCCAGACAGAAUCUCCAAUUUGGCACCUUGUAGGGCUUGUUUUGCGCCUGUGUGUCAAGCUCAGAUACCACCGUAAACUUGCGGCAUCUCCCGAGUCUCGAAGUUUAGAUCCAUAUACCAUUGAGCUUAGAAAACGAUUCUUCUGGUGUGCAUACUGUUUUGAUCGAUCGUUGGCGAUUUGGUCCAAGCUCCCGUUUGGAAUCAGUGAUUCUGAUAUUGAUGCAGAGAUACCAAUUGAUAUUGACGACACGUGCAUCGACCAGCACAGAAUUCGACAAAUGCAACUCCUCCAAGGAACUGGAGCCCAAGGUAAAGAAGAGGGGAUGGUCACUACGAUGACUGCUGCUUUACACCAUUUGCGUGUGUACCGCAUCAGAUCCAAAAUAUUAACGAGGUUCACGGGACCACAUGCUCAAGUCCCCUCGCUAGCUGAAGUCCAAAAUCUUCUUUACGAGCUGGAUCAAUGGAAACAGCAAGCGCCACAAAAACGAGACUCGAGGCCCUUCCCUCAGCAAACCCCCGAUCGAGUCCAAGCUACAUACACGCAAGCUGUUCUUCUCCUAAUACGACCCAUAUUGAUGGCCAAUGAAAUUGAUCCCGAUCUAAUAGGCCUGUGUGUUGAAUUCGCAGUUGAAGCAUGCCAGGCGAUAGGUGCUUGUUUAAGCGCAUUGGCUGUAUACACGCGAGUACUGCCAGCUACUGCACCCUUUUUGCGAUUGUUCGAGGAUCUCUCCAAUAUUUUGCUCUAUGACGACAACGGGGCUGAUAUCCAUCCUAGCCAUGAAGUGCGCAAUGCAUUGAACAGGAUUGUUUCCAGUGAUCCGUCAGAAGCAUCAGGGAUUUUGCGUUCACUAUCAAGCCAGAAAGACCAAGAUGCGACAUCUGGGUCGACACCAGAGACUCUUGAAAUGGGAACGAUGGCAACUCAGUAUUACUCUAUUCUAGGUGGACAGUCCUCUGUGAUAUUCGACACCGACUUUCUACUUGAGAUGCCUCUGGAUAUAUCCCCACUUUAUGCGCCCGAUGUCGAAGUACCGGAACUGUGGACUGAGCCGUGGCGUCGACUUUCAUCCACCGAAUAUAGUCAAUGGAGCCCUCCAAACCAGUGA
Penicillium mononematosum is the source of this 2091-nucleotide messenger RNA. RefSeq lists its product as uncharacterized. Gene Ontology annotation, biological process: DNA-templated transcription; positive regulation of transcription by RNA polymerase II. Gene Ontology annotation, molecular function: zinc ion binding; DNA-binding transcription factor activity, RNA polymerase II-specific; sequence-specific DNA binding. The transcript has 16 exons. The record is from RefSeq and is a predicted model, not a curated record. NCBI's taxonomy places the organism in Eukaryota, Fungi, Ascomycota, Eurotiomycetes, Eurotiales, Aspergillaceae. Bases 1 to 2091 code for a protein of 696 amino acids.